AAUCUGUUCACACUCUUUAAAAUCGGAAAAACCGCACACAAAUCCUACAAGCGUUAUCAACAGCGCAAGCAACCCAACCAGCCUUUUCCUCAGACCCUACGCUCUACUCCUUGUCACGCAAACUCCAUCCAAACCCCCCAGCGAUCCGGUACCAUGGAGAAGCUUCAGCAACACUCGCACAGCGGUGGCGCUUAUGCCGCCCUCGCCCGCAUCUCUUGGCGCUUCCUCCAAUUCGUCAUGGCCCUUACGGUCAUUGGACUUUAUGGUGUCGACUUGCAAAAUGCCAGCAAAGCGCACAUCCAUGCCGAUGGCAAGUGGGUCUAUGCCGUGGUCCUAGGCGGCAUCUCAUGCCUAAUUACAAUCGUGUAUCUCAUCCCUCAGAUACCGUCAUUGAAACUGGCGCUUUUCGUUGAUUGGGUCGCCUUCAUCUUGUGGCUGGCCCUCUUCGGCCUGUUUGGCAAGAUGUACAUCGGCGAGAAAGUUGAGGGCGACUCCGGGAUCCAGCGCAUGAAGAACGCCGUAUGGGUCGACUUGGUUAAUAUGGUCCUCUGGUUCAUUUCGGCUACGUAUGCCUCGCUGUGGACUUUCUAUAACCGCAGGGGGGUGGACGUCAGUCGCUCUGAAGUCUAAAAACCUUAACCUAAGCAUCGGCUGCAGGCAACUGAUAAAAGGAUGAGGGCCAAUGAGGGGCGACUUCGGACUGGCUUUCACUGAGGGAGCUAGUCGCUGCACUUGAUUUUGUCUAUGUACUUAAUAGCGUUUUCCUUUUUCCUCCUGUAUGCUCACGACACACGAUACGAUACCAUGCUGCAAAGAGAGGACUUUGUUCUCUUUUCUUUUAGCGACCAUAGCGAAGCAUAGCGACUGAAUUGACUUUUUCUUUUGAAUC
Molecule: messenger RNA, 889 nt
Organism: Aplosporella prunicola CBS 121167
Lineage: Eukaryota; Fungi; Ascomycota; Dothideomycetes; Botryosphaeriales; Aplosporellaceae
Exons: 2
Coding region: 154-630 (158 amino acids)
Source: RefSeq, a predicted model, not a curated record